Molecule: messenger RNA, 3512 nt
Organism: Microplitis demolitor
Lineage: Eukaryota; Metazoa; Arthropoda; Insecta; Hymenoptera; Braconidae
Gene: xit
Product: probable dolichyl pyrophosphate Glc1Man9GlcNAc2 alpha-1,3-glucosyltransferase
Exons: 10
Coding region: 619-2274 (551 amino acids)
Biological process (GO): protein N-linked glycosylation
Cellular component (GO): endoplasmic reticulum membrane
Molecular function (GO): dolichyl pyrophosphate Glc1Man9GlcNAc2 alpha-1,3-glucosyltransferase activity
Source: RefSeq, a predicted model, not a curated record
AGCUCGAACGCGCUUUGAUCGAAAUUAUUUUUUUGAUAAAUUCACUUAUUGAAGGAAAGGAAGUACUGACAGAUUUUUUGAAUUUUAGUUUUCUAAACACGCUACGAGACAGAUUGGAGACAGGCUACGAGACAGAUCAUUCAAAAUCAUUUUCUUAAUCGAAGAAAUCUUUGCUCAGCUCGCACAUUAUUCUUUUUAUUGGAGUAGUGUAAAAAAAAUGACGAUUUCCUCCUGCCAAAAAAAUUAUUCUUCAUCUUAGUGCAUGACCCAGCCCUAAGGUUUUUUACAAAUAUAUGUGGUACAUAAAUAAUAAUAAAUCGUGUAAUUAUAAUUAUUUUCAACUACACGUAAAUAAAUUUCAUGUUCAAGUAAAAUGUAAACAUGUCCACGGUGAAAAUGAACCUCGGAAAUUUCUCCCACUACCGAUUAUUCCUAAACUGUGCAUGUAAAGGUGGGAGAAAAUUGCGUACAGAGAACACCCGGAGAGAGAAAAACCGAAAACACCCGAGAUAAUUAUCAACAAACAUUUAAACCGCCACAUGUAAUAACCUACGUGUAAAAUAAGUAUGUAAAUAUUUAAAUAUCAUAACAUAUUGGUACCAAUAAGAUUAUGUAAAAAUGGCUAAACAAUUAAAGAAAAAAUUAACAACUAAUACUAAUACAAACACAGUAAUUUCAAAAAGUGACCAAUCAAAAUCUAGUAAUGAGUUGAUAAAUAACAAAGGAAUUUAUACAAUAUUUAUUCUUGUUUCUGCAAUAAAAUUUAUUUUAAUUCCAACAUAUUAUUCAACCGACUUUGAAGUUCAUAGAAAUUGGCUAGCAAUUACCCAUAGCUUACCAAUAAAAGAAUGGUAUAUUAAUGCUAAAUCAGAAUGGACAUUAGAUUAUCCACCUUUUUUUGCUUGGUUUGAAUUUAUUUUAAGUCAAAUAGCUAAAUAUGUUGAUCCAGAAAUGUUAAAAAUAGAUAACUUGAAUUAUGAAUCACCUGAUACAAUAAUAUUCCAAAGAACAACUGUCAUUAUUGCAGAUUGUAUAUUUUUAUAUGGAGUUCUACAGAUUGGAAGAGUAUUUUGUACCUCACAAAAUAACUUUAUGGUGUUUGGUUGUUUGUCAUUAUGUAAUAUUGGCCUACUGAUGAUUGAUCAUAUACAUUUUCAAUACAAUGGAUUUUUAUUAGGAAUACUUUUAUUGUCAAUUGCACGAGUUUGUAAAAAUCAAAGUAUUAGUAUUUUACAAGGAGCCGCAUGGUUUUCAAUUUUAUUAAAUCUCAAACACAUUUAUUUAUACGUAGCUCCAGCAUUUAUUGUGUGGUUACUUAAAUGGUAUUGCUUCAAAGAUAAUAAAUUUUUUACAAGACUUAUUCAACUUGGUAUAAUCGUUAUAACAAUAACGUUUGCUUCCUUUGGGCCAUUUAUAUCUCAAUUACCUCAAGUACUCUCAAGACUUUUUCCUUUCAAGCGAGGUCUAGUCCACGCAUACUGGGCCGCAAAUGCCUGGGCGUUAUAUAUAGGCGCUGAUAAAGUACUGUCAUUAAUUUGGAAACGGUUUGGUUGGAUAUCAGGAAUAAAAACUGCAGCUAUGACCGGUGGUCUUGUGCAAGAAGAUUCUUUGACUGUUUUACCAACUCCAACACCUCUUGUUACAUUUGCCGCUACAUUUAUAUCAAUGCUACCCGCUCUUUUUUUAAUACUAAAAAGAAAACAUAAAGAUUUAAAACGAGAAGAUUUUCUAAGAUGUAUUGUUUUGUGUGCAUUAAGUUCAUUUAUAUUUGGAUGGCACGUUCAUGAAAAAGCUAUUUUGACUGCAAUCAUUCCACUGAGCGUUUUAGCUGCAGUUAAUAAAAAUGAUGGCAGAAUAUUUAUAAUUCUUAGCUCAGCAGGACAUACAGCGAUUCUGCCUCUUCUUUUUCCCGCUGAUUUAAUUUUAUUAAAAAUUUUAAUGCAUUUAAUUUACACGUCAGCUGCAAUUUUAUGCUUACAAGAAUUAUUUAAUUCAUCAUUAUUAAAAAUUCACGAGUGGAUUUACGUGACAAUUUUACCAUUUAUAACAAUUUACGAAACUCUUAUUCAUAAAAUUAUUUUUCAACAAAAUUUACCAUUUUUACCGCUAGCGUUAACUUCAAUCUACUGUGCAAUUGGUGUUAUUUACUCAUGGAUAUUUUAUUACUACGUAUUUUAUACUAAUUGUACCGUGACUGAUAUAGAAAGCAUGAAUGUGAAAACAAAUCAAAAUGUAAAAAUUGAAACUGAUAAUUUAAAGAAAAAAAAUAAAUGAUUAGAGAAAAUUGUUAGUAAUUUUAAUUAUGUAAAAAGUUUGUUUUAUUAAUUCGUAUUCAAAAUAUUUGUAAUACAUUUAUCCCAAAUAAGAAUCUAAGGGAAAAUAGACUUUUAGAAAUCCCAUACUCCAAUAAGUCAUUUGUACAGUCUCAAAAAUAUAAUUUUUUAAUUAGUUAUUGACUACUUAAAAUUGGUAAAUUUUUUAAUGGGUUUCUAAAAUCAUUCCGAUCUCAAUUUGAUGGAAAUCGAAAAUGGAGUGAAAACUGAGUCCGUUAAUUAAACUAUGUUUAUUUCUUUUAGUAGAUUUCAUAGGAAUCUAUUGAAUUUAUCCUCAUGGUGGAAUUUUCGAUAAUUGCGCCAUAGUCUCAUAAUUCGUCGAGUAGGUUUCAAAAAUACCAUUGAUUCAAAAGUUUAUAAAUGUAAUAUAGUGCCUACAAUUCGAAACGGAUUUUAAUGAAACUUGGCACACUUAUUCUAUGAAUGAUUAGCUCGGUUAAGUUUAAAGAUGAGCAAAAUCGGUAAAUUAGUUUAGAAAUGGUAACGAUUUGAAAUCAAAUCGAUUUUGAAAUUGACGAAAAACGCUACUUCUGUCGCUUUUUUAUUAAAUAACUUUUCAACGAACACGUGUAAUCUUAUUGGGUAAAAAAGACAUCAUAGCUGAUAAAAUGAGGUAUAUUUCCUUUUUCUACUUUUUAUUUCACGAUAAUUUCUCGAAUUUUAAUAAAGGUUCAAAUUUACAAUAAUUUUUGUAUGAUCCUGAAGUUAACAAACAAUUAACAAUUUUUCAUUUCUUUUUUCAACUCAUAAAUUCAAAAUAAAAAUAUGCACAUGCAGAAAAUAAAAAAAACUACAGGUGCAAUUUUUUAAAACAUUUUUUUUUAUAAUCUAUUGUUUUCAUAAAAAUCCAAAAAUUAUCAAGGUCGGCUAACUUCAAUAUCAUGAUUUUUGUAUUAUCGUAAAAAUGUCAUAAUAUCUUUCAAAGUUUUUGACGGAUGAUUAUGAAAUUUUAUAUACUCUUAUUCUUGGGUUAUCCCAAUGCCUUAUUCAAGAACUAACUAACUAACUACUCUUAUAUUCUUUAGACAAUUAUCUUUAUAAAAUUCAAAAAUCUUAAAAAUCGGUUGAGUAUUUAGGAAAAGGCGGCAAUUUAAAUUUUUAAAUUAUUUUAAUCCUGAUGACACUGAAGUUAGCCGUCUAAUAAUUUUUGAAAUUCAUUCAAAACGAUAAAUAAUAAUA